CACCAAGGACAAUAAGAAACGUCAAGAAACGCCCCUUCGCGACUUGUAAACACAUUAUUUGACCCAAAGCUUACAAAAUGGCCGACUCAAAGCAAUCCAACCGCGACUGGGCUGCCGAUGAUGUGGAUGCCGAUGAGCUUCCCCCAACUACCGAAUCUACCGAUGCCAACGGUAUCACAACUAUAGUUAGCUGGAAGUACAACGCGGAUGAUCAAAAGGUCAAGGUGACCAGGAGAGUGAGGAGACGGUUGCAGGUCUCCACUGUGACUCAGACAAUGGCGGAGAGGAAGCAAUGGCCAAAAUUCGGUCUCGACAAAGGAAAGCCUCCUGGACCCGACAGAAAGACUACCAUUAUCGGAGAGAACCUUCAUUUCAAGAUCGCCCCCAUCAGCAAGAUCCAACGUGUUGAACCUGAACCUGAAACAGCUGUCAAGGCUCCCACCGGAAAGGCGGUUGUCUGUCGACUCUGUAGUGGUCAACAUUACACUGCGAGAUGUCCUUUCAGGGAACAGCUUGCUGCUAUCGACAAUCUCAAUGCAGACGGAGCAGAGGAAGAGCAGGUUGUUGUUUCUGGAACUCUGGCCGCCAAGGGUGCUGGUGAGACAGGUGGCAAAUAUGUCCCUCCAUCUCAACGCGCAGGGGCCACUGGUGCUGGCGACUCAAUGUUCCGAGCUCGAGACGAGCUUCCUACCCUUCGUGUCACCUCCCUUUCCAUCGAUGCCGAAGAAGACGAUCUUCGGGCUUUGUUCCAACCUUUCGCCAAGAAUGGCAAGCUUGGAAGGGCCAAUAUCGUCAGGGAUCGAAACACGAGGGUCAGCAAGGGUUUGGCGUUCGUCAGUUUCGAGAGCAAGAGAGAUGCAGAGGCGGCUAUGGCUCACUUGAAUGGCCGCGGUUACGAUUCAUUGAUCUUGGAGGUCGCCUGGUCACAGCCUCGAGGAGAACGAACGUAGUUGUAGUAUAUAGGAGUGUGUUGAUGCGGCUUAAAAGCGGCGAGCGGUGUUAUGCCGCCUUGUAUAUGCAGCCCGAUACCCAUACGAAAAUACUGUCAUCGUUUAUUGAAUCAAUAAAGAAGGAAGAGCAUGGACAUGCGGCCUGAAAGGCGAGUUCAGGCGAUGACUAAUGCUGUU
This is a messenger RNA of Cryptococcus deneoformans JEC21, 1127 nucleotides long. RefSeq names its product eukaryotic translation initiation factor 3, subunit 4 delta, 44kDa, putative. The transcript has 7 exons. Lineage: Eukaryota; Fungi; Basidiomycota; Tremellomycetes; Tremellales; Cryptococcaceae. Gene Ontology annotation, molecular function: translation initiation factor activity; RNA binding. The record is from RefSeq and is a predicted model, not a curated record. The coding region runs from base 78 to 950 and encodes 290 amino acids. Gene Ontology annotation, cellular component: cytoplasm; eukaryotic translation initiation factor 3 complex.